AUGUCACUUCCUCAUCGACCCUCGCGCUAUGUUGCUAUUACUGCCUUCCUGCUCUUCUUUAUCUACCUUGGUGGACCCAGAGCUGUGUAUGAACGCUUGGGUAGUUCAGAUCCAACUCCAGGGAAAAUAGGCAUGGACCGACUAGUGAAGAGCAGUUUCGAUUGGGGGAAGCUGAAGCCCCGUUAUCCCAUUUCAUCCAUGACUCCCAUCCCAACGGGCAGGCCCCGUUCGCAGCCCCGGUUACAAUAUCGUUAUCCUCCGGAAACUGGUAUUGCCUAUCGUGAUCGACUUGAUUCGCGUCGAGAUGAAGUGCGGAAGGUAUUCAAGAAGAAUUGGAAGAGUUAUAAAAGAUAUGCAUGGAUGAGAGAUGAACUGACGCCAAUUUCUGGUUCUGGGAAAGAUACGUUCGGUGGUUGGGCAGCAACUUUGAUUGAUUCUUUGGACACCCUGUGGAUUAUGGACCUCAAGGAAGAUUUUAACGAGGCUGUGGAAGCUGUGGCGACUAUUGACUGGGCGAAUACAACGUCCACAGCAUGCAAUAUCUUCGAGACGACCAUCCGUCAUCUUGGGGGUCUUUUGGCAGCAUAUGACCUCAGCAAUGAGAAAGUCCUACUUGUCAAAGCUGUUGAGCUUGGUGACAUGCUGUACGCUGGAUUUGAUACGCCUAAUCGCAUGCCUGGCUUUUGGCUGGACUUUGAAAAGGCCAAAAAUGGAGAACUGAUUGCGGACACUCAUCAACCUUCGGCAUCACCUUGCUCACUCUCUCUGGAAUUUACGCGUCUAUCUCAACUCACAGGAGAUCCCAAGUACUAUGACGCAAUUACAAGGAUAACAGGCUUGCUUGCUGAACAUCAGAAUUCGACAAAGCUCCCAGGAAUGUGGCCUACAUUCUUCAACAUGCGUGAUGGGGACUUCGCCGAAGGGAACAUGUUUACCGUUGGUGGCUUAGCGGAUUCUUUGUACGAGUACUUGCCCAAGAUGCAUGCCAUGCUUGGUAGCCUGGAACCUGUAUAUGAGAAGAUGGCCAAAGAAGCGUUGGCAACAAUAAAGGAACACCUCUUGUUCCGUCCUAUGCUUCCAGACAAGGAGAAUAUUUUAUUUUCUGGUAGCGUACAUGUUGGAAAGGAUGAAGGGGUAGUCUUGGAAGCUGAAGGCCAGCACCUGAGCUGUUUUGUUGGUGGCAUGUUUGCGCUGAGUGGUCGACUAUUCGAACUUGAAGAAUAUAUCGAUAUCGGGUAUAGGUUGACAAAGGGCUGCGUGUUCGCAUACGAUUCUUUUCCAACUGGUAUCAUGCCCGAGAUCUUCAACAUGUUCCCCUGUGAGAGGCUCGACGGCUGUGAUUGGGAUGAAGAGAAAUGGAAGAACGAAGGAGACCAUCGGCUUCGAAAAGGCUUUAAAGGCGCUCCGGUCCCGUCUUACAUCCUCCGGCCGGAAGCCAUCGAAAGUGUCUUCCUCCUACACCGCAUUACGGGGCACAGAGACUUUCAGGACACGGCCUGGAGAAUGUUCCAAUCGAUCCAGAAAGCGACAGAAACCGAAUUUGGCAAUGCCGGGAUCGAGGACGUCACUGUCAGAGGUCCGCCGAAAAAGAAAGAUUCUAUGGAGAGUUUCUGGCUAUCCGAAACGCUCAAAUACUUUUAUUUGACUUUUUCUCCGCCGGAACUUAUCAGCUUAGAUGAGUACGUACUCAAUACCGAGGCACAUCCCUUGAAGCGAAUGAAACAGAGCCCGCCUGUCAAACCAGGUUCAAAUUCGAAGCAGAGUGAAACUGCAGAGCCCACUGCUGCUGCAACGACGGUGGCGGCCUAG
Molecule: messenger RNA, 1809 nt
Organism: Amorphotheca resinae ATCC 22711
Lineage: Eukaryota; Fungi; Ascomycota; Leotiomycetes; Helotiales; Amorphothecaceae
Product: glycoside hydrolase family 47 protein
Exons: 2
Coding region: 1-1809 (602 amino acids)
Biological process (GO): N-glycan processing; carbohydrate metabolic process
Cellular component (GO): Golgi membrane; endoplasmic reticulum
Molecular function (GO): mannosyl-oligosaccharide 1,2-alpha-mannosidase activity; calcium ion binding
Source: RefSeq, a predicted model, not a curated record